AUGCCAAACCUUGCAUUUCGCUUCGGCUCUGCCAUAGAGGCAGGGCCUCUCUGCACUAAAGAAACUCUUAAAUUGUAUUCCAAGAAGCAAACAUCGUUGGGAGAAAGAAAGAACCAAGGUUUCAUUUUUGAUGAUGGUUAUAAACGCCAAUCAGAGACACAUCUAUUUCUGGAUUUGAUUAAAGAUCCAAGAAAAUCAGAGACGUACGAUAUAGUUAUUAUUACAACCUGUCAAAUAGUUGUUGGUGAAUGGCCCUCUCCGCCGAAAUCCAAGGGGAAGAAGAGUAAAGGGGCAUAUUUACAAGCUGCUGGGCCUCCUUCUAAGGAUAAGUGGCUAUAG
This is a messenger RNA of Paraglomus brasilianum, 339 nucleotides long. The record is from the annotation of a GenBank genome assembly. NCBI's taxonomy places the organism in Eukaryota, Fungi, Glomeromycota, Glomeromycetes, Paraglomerales, Paraglomeraceae.